Podarcis raffonei (Aeolian wall lizard) is the source of this 2102-nucleotide messenger RNA. RefSeq names its product DnaJ heat shock protein family (Hsp40) member A2 (gene DNAJA2). Bases 235 to 1470 code for a protein of 411 amino acids. NCBI's taxonomy places the organism in Eukaryota, Metazoa, Chordata, Lepidosauria, Squamata, Lacertidae. Gene Ontology annotation, molecular function: Hsp70 protein binding; ATP binding. Gene Ontology annotation, biological process: response to heat; protein refolding. Gene Ontology annotation, cellular component: cytoplasm; cytosol. The record is from RefSeq and is a predicted model, not a curated record. The transcript is spliced from 9 exons.
CGGCGCGUGCGUGGCGGAGGGCCUUCCCCCUUCUUCCACUCACCCGCUCUCUCGCGCGCGCUCUCUCUCUCUCUCCUCUUUUUCCCCCUCCCUCCCUUCCUUCUUUCCCUCACACACACGCGGGCGCGCGCACGCGGCCUCCUCCUCCUCCCGGCCUUUCUCCCCGCAACCUACCCGGGCGGCUUCAUCGUCGUCGUCGUCGUCGCCCUUCCCUCCGCCUCCCAGCCGGCCGCCAUGGCGAACGUAGCCGACACGAAGCUGUACGACAUCCUCGGAGUCCCGCCGGGGGCCUCGGACAACGAGCUCAAGAAGGCAUACCGGAAGCUUGCCAAGGAGUACCACCCUGAUAAGAAUCCAAAUGCAGGUGACAAGUUCAAAGAAAUAAGCUUUGCCUAUGAAGUUCUCUCAAAUCCAGAGAAACGCGAAUUGUAUGACCGGUAUGGAGAACAAGGCCUCCGAGAAGGUAGUGGUGGAGGUGGAGGAAUGGACGAUAUUUUCUCCCACAUAUUUGGUGGGGGACUGUUCAGUUUCAUGGGUAGUCAGAGUAGAAGUCGCAACGGAAGAAGAAGAGGUGAAGAUAUGAUGCAUCCACUCAAAGUUUCUUUAGAAGAUCUUUAUAAUGGAAAGACUACCAAACUACAACUUAGCAAGAAUGUCCUUUGUAGUUCAUGUAACGGCCAAGGGGGUAAAUCUGGAGCAGUUCAGAAGUGUGCGGCUUGCCGAGGCAGAGGUGUGCGUAUCAUGAUCAGGCAGCUGGCUCCUGGGAUGGUUCAGCAGAUGCAGUCUGUCUGCUCCGACUGCAAUGGAGAAGGGGAAGUAAUUAAUGAAAAAGAUCGCUGUAAAAAAUGUGAAGGGAAGAAGGUGAUCAAAGAAGUGAAGAUCCUUGAAGUCCAUGUAGAUAAAGGCAUGAAGCACGGGCAGAGAAUCACCUUUACUGGAGAGGCCGAUCAAGCCCCCGGAGUGGAGCCAGGCGACAUCGUUCUCCUGCUUCAGGAAAAGGAGCAUGAGGUGUUCCAAAGAGAUGGGAAUGACUUGCACAUGACGCACAAAAUAGGACUUGUUGAAGCACUGUGUGGCUUUCAGUUCACAUUUAAGCACCUUGACGGACGUCAAAUUGUGGUGAAAUACCCCCCAGGAAAAGUAAUUGAACCAGGCUGUGUCCGUGUUGUUCGGGGGGAAGGAAUGCCACAGUACCGCAAUCCCUUUGAAAAGGGAGAUCUUUAUAUAAAGUUUGACGUGCAUUUUCCUGAAAACAACUGGAUUAGCCCAGAAAAGCUUACAGAACUUGAAGAUCUUCUGCCUGCCAGACCAGAAAUCUCCAACAUAAUUAGUGAUGCAGAGGAGGUAGAACUUCAAGAAUUUGAUACCACUCGUGGUUCAGGUGGCGGCCAGAGGCGUGAAGCUUACAACGAUAGUUCUGAUGACGAAAGCGGCCAUCAUGGACCUGGGGUGCAGUGUGCCCAUCAGUAAAAGUUUUGUCUGGGGGUGGGGGCGGGGGGAAGUUACACAUGGAUUUUUCUCUUCAAAUUUUGCCUGACUUGUUUCCAGCAAUCCAGUUGGAUUGUGUGAGCAAUCCACACGAACCCGAUGGACAUCUGUUGCUAUAUGUGUAACUUUUAAAUUGGUCCAUAGUAUCUACAGAGUGUAUAAUUUAAACUAACCACACAAAAAAGCUUUUUUUUUCUACUGUUCUGUAGCAGAAUAAAGGCACUUGAAAGGAAGAUGAGAUUCUCUCCUUUUCACCUGGGUUAAGUUUCAGUCCUUGUACUUGUGCUUGAUUUUUACCAGUUUUUGUGUAGAUUUUAAGUUCUAUAUUUUAAAAAUUCAAAUUCUACAUUGUAAAGUUUUUGUGUAAAACUUUGUCCCGAGGCUUGGUAUUUGGCUGCACCUGCAUAAGCUGCUACAAUAGAAUAAAGAAUUUCAUAGCCUGUAUCUAUCACUUUAGAUGCAUGGUAAGUUAUUGGACUUGGCACACAGUGGGGUUAGAACUGAUGGGGAACCAUGGAAGAGAGAGAGAAAAAAUGAGAAGUGGUUGUAAAAGUUUUUUACCAUCUUGUGAAAGGUUUCUGAAACUAAAUAAAAGCCGUUGGUGUAUGAUGAUA